AUGUCAUUAUUGAGAAAUGGUGUGCUUGAUGAUGACAAAGAACAAAGUGGAAGAUGGGAAAAUCUGCCUCCAGAAUUGCUUUGGGACAUAAUAAGGAGAUUGGAAGAGACUGAGACAUGUUGGCCUGAACGUGUUAUUCUCUCUUGUGCUUCCGUUUGCAAGUCAUGGAGAGCAAUCACAAAGGACAUUGUUAAGACUCCUGAGCUAUCUGGACGACUCAUAUUUCCCACCUCAUUGAAGCAACCAGGGCCACGAGAUUCUCCAAUCCAAUGCUAUAUUAAAAGGAAGAGAGAAACUUCUAUUUAUUUGCUGUACUUGGGUUCAGAGCCAUCAGAGAAUAAGAAUGACAAGUUGUUGCUGGCUGCCAAAAGAAAACAAAGGAUAAGAAAUACAAAAUAUGUCAUAUCAUUAGUUGCUGAUGACUUUCGUCGGACCAGCAAGACAUAUGUUGGCAAACUCAGGGCUAAUUUCUUGGAUUACAAGUUCACUAUAUAUGACACUCAACCUCCACAUUCCAACAACAACAGUCAAUUGAAUCAUAAAUUGUCUCGAUGUAAGUACUACAACGUUGGCAGUAUUACAUACAAGAUCAACAUGAUUCACAAAUGCAGAGUUCACAGAACCAAAGGUCCAAGAAAAAUGAGCUGUAGCAUCAUGAUGAUGAUGAAGAACUCUAUGACGAUGGAACUUAAAAGCAAGGAUCCCAUAUGGGAUGAACAAUGCCAGCAUUGGCACCUCAACUUCAGACAUCAUGAUACCUUGGCAUCUGAUAAUUUCCAGCUCGUUUCUGCUGCUGAUGAUGAAGAACACGAACAUGAACAAGAACAAGAAGAAAAGGUAAUCUUGGAAUUUGCUAAGAUUGGAGAAGACGUGUUUGUUAUGGAUUACUGUUAUCCACUCUCAGCAUUUCAAGCUUUUGCCAUCUGCCUCAGCAACUUCGAUGCUAAACCAACCUGUGAUUGA
This is a messenger RNA of Neltuma alba, 963 nucleotides long. Its product is annotated as tubby-like F-box protein 10. Gene Ontology annotation, molecular function: protein binding. The record is from RefSeq and is a predicted model, not a curated record. The transcript has 4 exons. The coding region runs from base 1 to 963 and encodes 320 amino acids. NCBI's taxonomy places the organism in Eukaryota, Viridiplantae, Streptophyta, Magnoliopsida, Fabales, Fabaceae.